Centrocercus urophasianus (Greater sage-grouse) is the source of this 1752-nucleotide messenger RNA. RefSeq names its product purinergic receptor P2Y2 (gene P2RY2). NCBI's taxonomy places the organism in Eukaryota, Metazoa, Chordata, Aves, Galliformes, Phasianidae. Gene Ontology annotation, biological process: positive regulation of mucus secretion; blood vessel diameter maintenance; phospholipase C-activating G protein-coupled receptor signaling pathway. The record is from RefSeq and is a predicted model, not a curated record. Gene Ontology annotation, cellular component: plasma membrane. Bases 197 to 1273 code for a protein of 358 amino acids. The transcript has 2 exons. Gene Ontology annotation, molecular function: A1 adenosine receptor binding; G protein-coupled UTP receptor activity; G protein-coupled purinergic nucleotide receptor activity.
UCAGUAGAAUCAUACAACACCCUGAGAUAGAAGGGACCCGUUGGGAUCAUUGAGCUGGACUCCAUGGGUGAUCCCUUCCAAGGGAAGCGCUUGGAGUGGCGACCAAAGGAUUAAAUAUGGGCCAGGUGCUGUUUGCCUCCACCCAAAUUGCUGGGAGCAGGGCCAGCCCAACGAAGGCAGCUUGAAUUAUGCGGUGAUGGCGAACCUAUCAACUCCUCCAGCCUGGACCAGAGUCAUCAACAGCUCCUUUGUUGCAGGCAAUGCUGACAACAACACCUACAGGUGUGUGUUUGAUGAGGACUUCAAGUACGUCCUGCUGCCCGUCUCCUACGGCAUCGUGUGUGUGGUGGGGCUCUUCCUCAACCUGCUGGCCCUUUAUGGCUUCAUCUUUAGGAUCAAGACCUGGAAUGCCUCCACCACGUACAUGUUCAACCUGGCCGUGUCCGACACGCUCUACGUGGUCUCCCUGCCCCUCCUGGUGUAUUACUACGCCAUGGGGGACAACUGGCCCUUCGGAGUGGGUUUGUGCAAGAUAGUCCGCUUUUUGUUUUACACCAACCUCUACUGCAGCAUCCUCUUCCUCCUCUGCAUCAGCAUCCAUCGCUUCCUGGGCAUCUGCUACCCGCUGAAGUCCCUGCAGUGGGGACACGUCCGCUACGCCCGUAGGGUGUCUGUCAUCAUCUGGGUGGUGACCGUGGUUUGCCAGUUGCCCGUUCUCUUCUUUGUCACCACCAGCACCAGACGUGGCACCAUCACCUGCCACGACACAUCCAGCAAAGACCUCUUUGGCCAGUUUGUCAUUUACAGCUCGGUGAUGAUGGUGCUUCUCUUCUGCAUCCCCUUCCUCAUCAUCAUCGUCUGCUACUGCCUCAUGGCCCGCAGGCUGUUGCAGCCCACACGGGGCAUGUCCCGGCUCUCCCGAUCCAAAAAGAAGUCGGUCAAGAUGAUAAUCAUUGUCCUCGUGGUCUUCAGCGUUUGCUUUCUUCCUUUCCACGUCACCCGUUCCUUGUACUACUCCUUCCGGAGCUGGGAUUUGAGCUGUCAGACCCUCAAUGCUAUAAAUUUAGCCUAUAAGGUGACCCGGCCCCUGGCCAGCACCAACAGCUGCUUGGAUCCCGUACUGUAUUUCUUAGCAGGACAAAGAUUUAUGAAGCUCACAGGCAACAAAAUACCGUGGAAGCCUCAAAAUGAGAUGGCAAUGGGGUCUGUGCCCAACGGUCCCCUGGGAACCAGCAAUGACACGGACACGACGUCCAAGGAAGUGAAAUCCUAGCUCUUCCCCACUCUGUGGCAGUGGAAGGGUUCAUCCCACGUGUGAUGGGAGGUGAGGAUGCUUCAGGGCCAGAGGCCUAUGGUGUUUGCAGUGCUUGGCUCCCAUGAGUAUUGCUGUCUGUGGCAUGCAUUUUCAGGGAGGUGACACCACGGUGACAGGGACAGGCACCGUCCCUCUGCCUCUUUCCCUGCCUGUCCAUCAACAUGUGGCCCCUCCCCAGCGGUCAGCCUGGCUGACCUUCCAGCGUGGUUGCAAAAUCUGCUAAAAUUCACACCCUGGAUGCCUCAGACUGUUUUCUAAAGAAGAAAACGCUGCGUGCAAAAAAAGCCCCGUAGAGAAAUCGGUCUGCUUUCCUCCAGGUUCCCUGGCACAUAAGGAGCGUGCGUUUAUCAGAAGUCUUUCCAUGCCUUGGCAUGGGAAAAAAGAGUUUUGAUUCACGGGGAGUGUCAGCUGUGGUUGUGAUAAACAGGUUGAUAAAA